Molecule: messenger RNA, 1331 nt
Organism: Rhipicephalus sanguineus (brown dog tick)
Lineage: Eukaryota; Metazoa; Arthropoda; Arachnida; Ixodida; Ixodidae
Product: RNA-binding protein squid
Exons: 7
Coding region: 82-1149 (355 amino acids)
Biological process (GO): regulation of gene expression
Cellular component (GO): nucleoplasm
Molecular function (GO): RNA binding
Source: RefSeq, a predicted model, not a curated record
UAAGCGAAGACUGAGCCGGGCAAGACUUCUCUACCGUGCGGUCGUCGUCCAGUACGUGUGUGUGUAGCUAGAUAGCUCAAAAUGGCGGACGGAGAUCAGCAAGGAAACUACGGUGAGGGAGAUUUUUCGGCUGAUGGACAGUACGGCGAGUAUAAUGACGGCCAGUUCACAGACGGUCAGUACCAGCAAGAGGGCGAAGCGAAUGCGCAGACAAACGAAGCCGCCCAAAAUGGCUCCGACGCGAAGACUAACGAGGACGAGAGAAAACUCUUUGUUGGUGGCAUAAGCUGGGACACCGAUAACAAGGACCUUCGGGAAUACUUCUCGAAGUUCGGCGUUGUCGUUGAUGUCAACAUCAAGACAGAUCCCACGACAGGAAAAUCCAGAGGCUUCGGUUUUGUCACAUUCAAUGCAAAAGACGCGAUCGAGGCUGUGCUCAAGGCGACCCCACACACUGUCAAGGGCAAACAAAUUGACCCUAAGCCUGCGAAGGCGCGCCCCGGGAUCAAAAAGAUUUUUGUUGGCGGAUUGGAGUCCGACAUGCCAGAGGCUGACAUCAAGGCCUACUUCGAGAAGUUCGGACCCGUGGAAAAUGUGGAGCUUCCGUUUGACAAGGCAAAGAACCAGAGGCGCCAGUUUGCUUUUGUGACCUUUGAGCGAGAAGACUCCGUGGAGCUGGUCUGCCGGGAGCCAAAGCAGAAGAUUGGCAACAAAGAGUGCGACAUCAAGAAAGCGACACCCAAGCCUGAUGCCAGAGGCAUGCGUGGUGGAUGGGGUGGUGGCGGCGGCUUCGGUGCCGGCGCUGGUGGACGUGGUGGACGCGGAGGCAGAGGCGGCCGUGGACGGGGUGGAGGCUACCAGAACCAGGGCUGGGGCAACCAGGGAGGCUAUGGAGGUGGCGGCUAUGGCGGCGGCGGCUAUGGCCAGGGUUAUGGUGGCGGCUAUGGCCAAGGAUACGGUGGUGGCUAUGGUAACUACGACUAUGGCAGUGGCUAUGGCGGAGGCUACGACUACUCCGGGUGGAACUAUGGCGGCGGCCAGGGGGGUUACGGAAGCGGAUACGGCCAACAACAGAGUAACUACAACAAGACGCGCCGCGGUGGGGGAGGUGGUGCCGGUGGUGGAGGCUACCACCCCUACAGUCGUUAAUGGGGAACGUGUAAAACGUGAUGACUGGACUUCCCAUUGUGCUGCCUCCUCAUAUACCCCCCCUCACAUCUCCAUGCAAGAAGCAAACAUGGACAGAUUUUGUUUUUAAGAGCGGUACUGCUAGCAUCAUUUCCCUCCUGUCAUGUUCAGUGUCUGCCUCCCCCUUCAUCAAGGAAAACAAC